GCGCUUUAAUGGGGGUCGGCUUCCAGUCGGUGCUGGGAGGGGGGAAGGGAGGAGGCAGCCAAGGAAUUGUUUUUUUUUCCCGACCCCGCCCUCUUCAGUUUAACCAUUAGGAACCAAGAGUUUCCUUGGCUGCCCCGCCUAUCCCCCGCGACUCAGCCAAUCAUCGGUGGCAGCGGCUCCGAGGGGGCGGGCCCGGGAGGCUGUGCGUGUCUUGUGUGAGAGAGCUCUUGAACCAAGUCAGAGCUAGAGUCGGCUGGGCGGCUGGGCUCUCUUGCCGCCGUCGCGGGUGACUCAGGGAGGCGGGAGGCGGGGGCGAGGGGACGAACACUUAGGCAAAAGCACUGGCGCUGCGGCUCAGUCCUCCCUUCUCUCUCUCAGUGUCCAGCUUUGAAAGGGAGGAGCCCUUCCUGCUGGCGUGGAAACCAUGGUGCUCACGCUCGGAGAAAGUUGGCCAGUAUUGGUGGGGAAGCGAUUCCUCAGUCUGUCCGCAGCUGAAGGCAGCGACGGCGGCCACGACAACUGGGACUUGGAGCGCGUUGCAGAGUGGCCCUGGCUGUCCGGGACCAUUCGAGCUGUUUCUCACACUGACGUUACCAAGAAAGAUUUGAAGGUUUGUGUGGAGUUUGAUGGAGAGUCUUGGAGAAAGAGAAGAUGGAUAGAUGUCUACAGCCUUCUAAGAAGAGCAUUUUUAGUAGAACAUAACCUGGUUCUGGCAGAACGAAAAUCACCUGAGAUUCCUGAGCAAGUUAUUCAGUGGCCUGCAAUAAUGUACAAAUCUCUACUAGACAAAGCUGGCUUGGGAUCCAUAACUUCUGUUCGCUUCCUUGGAGAUCAGCAAAGUGUAUUUGUUUCCAAAGACCUUUUGAAACCUAUACAGGAUGUAAACAGUCUUCGGCUUUCCCUUACUGAUAAUCAGACGGUCAGUAAAGAGUUUCAAGCUUUGAUUGUAAAACAUUUGGAUGAAAGCCAUCUUUUACAAGGUGACAAGAACCUUGUUGGUUCAGAAGUAAGAAUUUAUAGCUUGGAUCCAUCUACUCAGUGGUUUUCAGCAACUGUUGUACAUGGAAACCCCUCAUCCAAAACUCUUCAAGUCAACUGUGAGGAGAUUCCAGCGCUGAAAAUUGUUGAUCCAGCACUGAUUCACGUUGAAGUUGUACACGAUAAUUUUGUAACGUGUGGUAAUUCUACAAGAAUUGGAGCUGUGAAACGCAAGUCUUCUGAGAAUAAUGGAAGUUCAGUUUCUAAACAAGCAAAAUCUUGCUCUGAGGUCUCUCCCAGUAUGUGUCCUGUACAGUCUGUUCCCACAACAGUGUGUAAGGAGAUCCUGCUUGGCUGUACUGCAGCAACCCCAUCUAGCAAGGGCCCAAGACAGCAGAACACUCCCCAGGCAGCCAAUUCUCCACCUAACAUUGGAGCAAAACUUCCUCAAGGAUGUCACAAGCAGAGUUUACCAGAAGAAAUUUCUUCCUGUCUAAAUACAAAAUCUGAAGUACUGAGAACAAAACCAGAUGUUUGCAAAGCAGGAUUACUUUCUUCAAAAUCUUCUCAGGUUGGAGCUGGAGACUUGAAAAUUCUGAGUGAGCCCAAAGGUAGCUGUAUCCAGCCUAAAACAAACACUGAUCAGGAGAGCAGACUGGAGUCUACUCCACAACCAGUCACUGGCCUUACAAAGGAGUGCUUGGUUACAAAGACUUCCUCUAAGGCAGAACUGGACAAUGCCACUGCUCCUGAACUGCAGAAGCGUCUAGAGCACACAGCUUCCACACCCGAUGGUCUUUCAGACAAGCCAGAAGUGGAAGCAGGUGUCACUAGGCUUAAUAGCUGUUCAGAAAAGAAGGUUGGACCUUCAGAUUUAGGUUCGCAGUCACAGAAUUUAAAGGAAACUUCAGUAAAAGUCGAUCAUGACAGCUGUUGUACAAGAAGCAGUAAUAAAACCCAGACUCCCCCAGCCCGGAAGUCAGUUUUGACAGACCCAGAUAAACUCAAGAAGCUACAGCAGAGUGGAGAGGCCUUUGUUCAGGAUGACUCCUGUGUUAACAUCGUGGCACAGCUGCCCAAGUGUCGGGAGUGUCGAUUAGACAGCCUGCGCAAGGAUAAGGACCAGCAGAAAGACUCGCCAGUGUUCUGUCGCUUUUUUCACUUCAGGAGGUUACAAUUCAACAAACAUGGUGUUCUGCGGGUAGAAGGCUUCUUAACACCAAACAAGUACGACAGUGAAGCGAUUGGCUUGUGGCUGCCUUUGACCAAAAAUGUUGUGGGGACUGAUUUGGACACAGCAAAGUAUAUCCUGGCCAAUAUUGGAGACCACUUCUGUCAAAUGGUGAUUUCUGAGAAGGAGGCUAUGUCAACUAUUGAGCCACACAGGCAGGUUGCUUGGAAACGAGCUGUCAAAGGAGUUAGAGAAAUGUGUGAUGUGUGUGACACAACCAUUUUCAACCUGCACUGGGUGUGCCCUCGGUGUGGGUUUGGAGUGUGUGUAGAUUGCUACCGGAUGAAGAGGAAGAAUUGCCAACAGGGGGCUGCCUACAAGACUUUCUCUUGGAUAAGGUGUGUGAAGAGUCAAAUACAUGAGCCUGAGAACCUGAUGCCCACGCAGAUUAUUCCUGGCAAAGCCCUCUACGAUGUUGGAGACAUUGUGCAUUCUGUCAGAGCAAAAUGGGGUAUAAAGGCCAAUUGUCCCUGCUCCAACAGGCAGUUCAAGCUCUUCUCGAAGCCAGCCUUAAAGGAAGACCUGAAGCAGGCAUCCUUGUCUGGAGAAAAACCAAGUCUCGGCACCAUGGUACAGCAAAGCUCCCCUGUGUUGGAGCCAGCAGCCGUGUGUGGGGAAGCACCCUCCAAGCCAGCCAGCAAUGUGAAGCCCAUCUGUCCAGCCAACACAUCCCCUUUAAACUGGCUAGCUGACCUGACCAGUGGCAAUGUCAACAAGGAAAACAAGGAAAAACAGCUGACUAUGCCAAUUUUAAAGAACGAAAUCAAAUGCCUUCCACCCUUGCCUCCUCUGAACAAGUCCAGCACUGUCCUCCAUACUUUUAACAGCACAAUUUUGACACCCGUGAGCAACAAUAAUUCUGGUUUUCUUCGAAAUCUUUUGAAUUCAUCCACAGGAAAGACAGAAAAUGGACUAAAAAACACACCCAAAAUCCUUGAUGAUAUCUUUGCCUCUUUGGUACAAAACAAGACUUCUUCUGACUUAUCCAAGAGGCCUCAAGGACUGACGAUCAAGCCUAGCAUUCUUGGUUUUGACACUCCUCACUACUGGCUGUGUGACAACCGCCUGCUGUGCUUGCAAGACCCCAACAAUAAGAGCAAUUGGAAUGUCUUUAGGGAAUGCUGGAAACAGGGGCAGCCAGUGAUGGUGUCGGGAGUGCAUCAUAAAUUAAACACUGAACUCUGGAAACCCGAGUCCUUCAGGAAAGAGUUUGGCGAGCAAGAAGUAGACCUAGUCAAUUGUAGGACCAAUGAAAUCAUCACAGGAGCCACAGUGGGAGACUUCUGGGAUGGAUUUGAAGAUGUUCCAAACCGUUUGAAAAACGAAAAAGAAAAAGAACCAAUGGUGUUGAAACUUAAGGACUGGCCGCCAGGAGAAGACUUUAGAGAUAUGAUGCCUUCCAGGUUUGAUGAUCUGAUGGCCAACAUUCCACUGCCUGAGUAUACCAGGCGAGAUGGCAAACUGAACCUGGCCUCUAGACUGCCAAACUACUUUGUACGGCCAGACCUGGGCCCCAAGAUGUACAAUGCUUAUGGAUUGAUCACUCCAGAAGAUCGGAAAUAUGGGACCACGAAUCUUCACUUAGAUGUAUCUGAUGCAGCCAAUGUCAUGGUUUAUGUGGGAAUUCCCAAAGGACAGUGUGAACAAGAGGAAGAAGUCCUUAGAACCAUCCAAGAUGGAGAUUCGGAUGAACUCACAAUCAAGCGAUUUAUUGAAGGAAAAGAGAAGCCAGGCGCCCUUUGGCACAUAUAUGCUGCUAAAGACACAGAAAAGAUAAGAGAAUUCCUUAAAAAGGUAUCUGAAGAGCAGGGUCAAGAAAACCCCGCAGACCAUGAUCCUAUUCAUGAUCAGAGCUGGUAUUUAGACCGAUCACUGAGAAAGCGCCUUUAUCAAGAGUAUGGAGUUCAAGGCUGGGCUAUUGUACAAUUUCUUGGCGAUGUGGUGUUUAUCCCGGCAGGAGCUCCACAUCAGGUUCAUAACUUAUACAGCUGUAUCAAAGUCGCUGAAGACUUCGUGUCUCCAGAGCAUGUGAAACACUGCUUCUGGCUCACUCAGGAAUUCCGUCACUUGUCACAGACUCAUACCAACCACGAAGAUAAACUGCAGGUAAAGAAUGUUAUCUACCAUGCAGUAAAAGAUGCAGUUGCUAUGCUGAAAGCCAGUGAAUCCAGUUUGGGCAAAUCUUAACUCCUCUCUGCACAUUGGAGAUGAUUAUUGGCAGCUGAUCAAACUCUUCAGGCAGGAUUCCUGUGGACUUUGAGAUUUCCUGUUACCUCAUCUUCUUUUUUAAAGUACACCUGACUUAGGAGGGUACUGUCUCUAAUGUAUAUUUCUAGUGUUUACAGACACUAAGUGUGUAUAUGUAGUAACUAUUUACAGACCAUGCAUCCUUAUACUGUGACUUCACCUAGUACAGAUCUUCAACCAAGCUGAAGACCUGCUGCUCUGAAACAGUACUUGCAGUUACUCCCCAGCUGUUGUUUGGACAGUUCAUUCGAAUGGAUUUUUAACUAUUAGGGAUCACUUCGAAGUUUCAUUGGAUUUUAUUUUAUGUCCUUCAGAGCACCCUCCCGCACCCACUAGGGUCCCAGAAGAGCAAUGGAGGAAGUGACAGCUAAUGGUGCAGUUCUAAAUAUAUUGCAUAGGACUGGCAUAUAGCAGAAAUAACUACUGUAUAAUUCUUGGGGUUAACCAUCUUUAGUUAAUGGAAUUUUAAUUUAAAUGAAGCUUUGCUAAUUUUAAGUGGUAAGCAUUUUGCAUUAAAAUAUUCAUAUAAUA
This is a messenger RNA of Rattus norvegicus (Norway rat), 4987 nucleotides long. It is a transcript of the gene Kdm3a, whose product is annotated as lysine demethylase 3A. Gene Ontology annotation, cellular component: cytoplasm; nucleus. Gene Ontology annotation, molecular function: histone H3K9me/H3K9me2 demethylase activity; histone H3K9 demethylase activity. Lineage: Eukaryota; Metazoa; Chordata; Mammalia; Rodentia; Muridae. Gene Ontology annotation, biological process: chromatin remodeling. The record is from RefSeq and is a predicted model, not a curated record.